Molecule: messenger RNA, 309 nt
Organism: Helobdella robusta
Lineage: Eukaryota; Metazoa; Annelida; Clitellata; Rhynchobdellida; Glossiphoniidae
Exons: 2
Coding region: 1-309 (102 amino acids)
Source: RefSeq, a predicted model, not a curated record
AUGGAUUUAUAUGAACAUUAUGGUUUAAAGCCAUACUAUGAUGUUAGCACUUUUGAAUCAGCCACUGAAACAUUGGACAUGCUCACAUGCAAUGGUGGGAUGCAUGCUCACAUGCAAUGGUGGGAUGCAUGCUCACAUGCAAUGGUGUUCAAAAACAUGGCUUUCCCCGAUUGUGACAGUCAAUCUAGAAGGAAUGUUAGAAGACGAGAGAAGAGUGAACAAAAAGGAAGACAAACACUCGACUGCCCGCGCAUGGAAACGGAGAAGCACGAAAGAAACAAACGAUCCAAGGACCUACAUCUGAUCUGA